Mesocricetus auratus (golden hamster) is the source of this 5027-nucleotide messenger RNA. RefSeq names its product aldehyde oxidase 4. Bases 136 to 4146 code for a protein of 1336 amino acids. Lineage: Eukaryota; Metazoa; Chordata; Mammalia; Rodentia; Cricetidae. The record is from RefSeq and is a predicted model, not a curated record. Gene Ontology annotation, molecular function: FAD binding; 2 iron, 2 sulfur cluster binding; oxidoreductase activity. The transcript has 35 exons.
UGUGCCGCUGGCAUUUGUUCUCUGGGACCAGCAGGUGCCCACGCUCCUGCUCCGGUGUACCUGAGAUACAUAGGCAGACACGUCUGCAGUGGGGCAUUUGUUUCAUUUUUGUGUUCCUGGUUUUCCAUUGACACGAUGCCUUCCAUUUUUCGUUCUGACGAGCUGAUUUUUUUUGUGAAUGGAAGAAAGGUCAUAGAGAAGAAUCCUGAUCCCGAAAGGAAUCUACUGUUCUACGUGAGGAGAGUCCUCCAUCUCAGAGGCACUAAAUAUGGCUGUGGGGGAGGUGGCUGCGGUGCCUGUACAGUGAUGGUGUCAAGAUAUGACCCCAAGAGCAAGAAGAUCCACCACUACCCAGCAACAGCAUGCCUGGUGCCCAUCUGCUCUCUCCAUGGGGCAGCCAUUACCACAGUGGAAGGUGUGGGGAGCAUCAAGAAGAGGAUUCACCCUGUGCAAGAACGGCUGGCCAAGUGUCAUGGCACACAGUGUGGAUUCUGCAGCCCUGGCAUGGUGAUGUCCAUCUACAUUCUGCUCAGGAACCACCCAGAGCCCACACCCGAUCAGAUCACUGAGGCGCUUGGAGGUAACUUGUGCCGAUGUACUGGGUACCGUCCAAUUGUAGAAAGUGGGAAAACGUUCUCGUCGGGACCUACUGUUUGCCAAAUGAAAGGUUCUGGAAAAUGCUGCAUGGAUCUAGAGGAAAAGUCUUUUGUUAGCAGAGAGGAAAAAAUGUGUACUAAAUUGUAUAAUGAAGAUGAGUUCCAGCCCUUGGACCCAUCACAGGAACCUAUAUUUCCUCCUGAACUGAUCAGAAUGGCCGAGGACCCACAUAAGAGGAGGCUGACAUUUCAAGGGGCCAGGACCACCUGGUUCAUGCCUGUGACCUUGGAGGAUCUUCUGGAACUCAAAGACAGCUACCCCAAAGCCCCACUGGUCAUGGGGAACACCACAGUGGGACCCAAUAUUAAAUUUAAAGGUGAAUUCUAUCCAGUUUUUAUAUGCCCACUUGGACUUCCAGAACUGCAUUUUGUGAACAGCACAAACAAUGGAGCAACAAUAGGAGCAGGAAGCAGCAUGGAACAGUUGAAAGAUACCUUGAAUUUUCUGGUUUCAGAGCACCCGAAGGAGAAGACCAAGAUUUAUCAUGCCCUGCUGAAGCAUCUGAGGACAUUUGCAGGGCCCCAGAUUAGGAACAUGGCUACUUUAGGAGGACAUGUGGCGAGCCAGCUUAAUUUUUCUGACCUCACCCCCAUUUUAUCAGCAGGAAAUGCUACCAUCAAUGUGAUAUCUAAAGAAGGAGAACGGCAGCUCCCUUUAAAUGGCCCUUUUUUCGAGGGGUCUCUUGAGGAGGCCAGCUUGAAGCCAGGAGAGGUGGUGCUGUCUGUUUUCAUUCCUUACUCCACCCAGUGGCAGUUUGUGUCAGGACUCCGCCUCGCCCAACGUCGGGAAAAUUCCGUUGCCAUUGUCAAUGCUGGCAUGAGUGUGGAGUUUGAAGAGGGAACAAACACGAUCAAGGAUCUUCGGAUGUUCUUCGGAAGUGUUGCCCCCACUGUGGUCUCUGCGAGACAAACCUGCACGCAGCUCAUCGGGAGGCAAUGGGACGACCAAAUGCUGAGUGACUCCUGCCGGUGGGUGCUGGAGGAGAUCCGCAUCCCACCAGCCGCUGAGGGUGGCAUGGUAGAGUACCGACGGACCCUCAUCAUCAGCUUGCUCUUCAAAUUCUACCUCAAAGUGCGGCGAUGGCUGAACGAAAUGGAUCCCCAGAAGUUUCCUGACAUCCCAGAAAAGUUCGUGAGUGCUCUGGAUGAUUUUCCCAUAGGAACACCCCAAGGAAUUCAGAUGUUUCAGUGUGUGGAUCCCAGCCAACCCCAGCAAGACCCAGUCGGGCACCCAGUCAUGCACCAGUCGGCCAUUAAACAUGCCACGGGGGAAGCUAUAUAUGUUGCCGACAUGCCUCCCAUUGACCAAGAACUUCUCCUUGUUGUAGUUACCAGUUCCAGGGCCCAUGCGAAGAUCACAUCUCUAGAUGUGUCAGAAGCCCUGAAGUGUCCAGGUGUGGUUGACGUUAUUACAGCCGAGGAUGUUCCAGGAGAUAAUAACCACAGUGGGGAAAUUUUCUUUGCACAGAGUGAGGUCAUUUGUGUGGGUCAGAUCAUCUGUGCUGUAGCUGCUGACACCUAUGCCCAUGCAAAGGAAGCAGCUAGACAAGUGAAGAUUGCUUAUGACGACAUCGACCCAACGAUUAUCACAAUAGAGCAAGCCCUAGAACACAAUUCUUUUCUUUCUCCUGAGAAAAAAAUUGAACAAGGAAAUGUAGAAAGUGCCUUCAAACAUGCGGAUCAAGUCAUUGAAGGUGAGGUCCACGUGGAAGGCCAGGAACAUUUUUACCUGGAAACGCAAAGUAUCCUGGCUAUCCCACAAACCGAAGACAAAGAAAUGGUGUUACACCUAGGGACACAGUUCCCAACGCAUGUGCAGGAAUAUGUGUCUGCAGCAUUAAAGGUCCCAAGGAGUAGAAUUGCCUGCCACAUGAAAAGAACUGGAGGAGCAUUUGGGGGCAAAGUGACCAAGCCCGCUCUACUGGGAGCUGUGGCUGCUGUGGCCGCCAACAAGACUGGCCGCCCAAUCCGCUUUGUCCUAGAGCGUGGUGAUGACAUGCUGAUAACUGCUGGCCGCCACCCACUCCUGGGAAAAUACAAAAUCGGGUUCAUGAAUAACGGGGAGAUCACGGCUGCUGAUGUGGAGUAUUAUAUCAAUGGAGGAUGCACUCCUGAUGAGUCGGAGUUGGUGAUAGAGUUUAUUGUGCUGAAAUCUGAAAAUGCGUAUUAUAUCCCAAAUUUCCGGUGCCGGGGAAGGGCUUGCAAAACAAAUUUGCCAUCUAACACAGCCUUCCGGGGAUUCGGCUUCCCUCAAGCUACGUUGGUAGUCGAAGCAUACAUAACCGCAGUGGCAUCUAAAUGCAACCUACUCCCUGAAGAGGUUAAAGAAAUAAACAUGUAUAAGACAACUAGCAAGACAGCCUAUAAACAGACAUUCGAUCCAGAGCCCUUGCGAAGAUGCUGGAAAGAAUGUCUAGAGAAGUCAUCGUUCUAUGCUAGGAAGCAAGCUGCAGAAAAAUUUAACAAAAAGAAUUACUGGAAGAAAAGGGGGCUUGCUGUCACCCCCAUGAAGUUUAGCAUCGGGAUGCCCACAACCUUCUACAACCAGGCAGCUGCUCUGGUCCACAUCUACAUAGAUGGCUCUGUUCUGCUGACUCAUGGUGGCUGUGAGCUGGGACAAGGCCUGCACACCAAAAUGAUUCAGGUGGCUAGUCGAGAACUCAACAUCCCACAGUCCUAUGUGCACCUGUCUGAAACUAGCACUGUCACCGUGCCCAAUGCUGUCUUCACUGCCGCCUCCAUGGGGACAGACAUCAACGGGAAGGCCGUACAGAAUGCCUGCCAAAUUCUUAUGGAACGUCUUAGUCCCAUCAUCGAGAAAAACCCUAAGGGAAAAUGGGAGGAAUGGGUUGCAAAGGCCUUUGAAGAAUCCAUCAGCCUCUCAGCCACUGGAUAUUUCAAAGGCUACCAGACAAACAUGGACUGGGAGAAGGAGGAAGGUGACGCUUACCCAUACUAUGUCUAUGGCGCAGCCUGUUCUGAGGUUGAAGUCGACUGCCUGACAGGGGCUCACAAGCUCCUGAGGACUGACAUCUUCAUGGAUGCUGCCUUCAGCAUAAACCCUGCUCUGGAUGUCGGCCAGGUUGAGGGAGCUUUUAUCCAAGGCAUGGGGUUCUACACCAUAGAGGAGCUGAAGUACUCCCCAAAAGGCGUGCUCUAUUCUCGGGGUCCAGAUAGCUACAAAAUCCCCACUGUCACUGAGAUACCCGAAGAGUUCUACGUCACACUGGUGCACUCUCGAAACCCCAUAGCCAUCUACUCAUCUAAGGGGCUGGGUGAGGCUGGAAUGUUCUUGGGGUCCUCAGUUUUGUUUGCCAUAUAUGACGCCGUGGCCGCUGCCCGCAAGGAGCGAGGGCUGAGUGACACCUUCCCCUUGAAUAGCCCAGCAACACCGGAAGUGAUUCGCAUGAGCUGUACAGAUCAGUUUACUGACAUGAUCCCCAGAGAUGACCCUUCAACAUUCACGCCUUGGUCCAUCCAUGUGUCUUAAUCUCAUGGGCAAGAGGAAAUGAACGAAUACACAGCCAAUUCACUAGCCUCAAAUCAGGGCAGCAUACAAGCUGAUUGAAUUUGCCAAGCAUGAUUUUUACUAGGUUUAGUUAUUCUCUGUGAUUAGGUUAUUGCAUGGUUACAUCUUAGGGUUCAGAUUUUCACCAAAUAGUGAAACAAAACUUAGAAUCAAAUUCUGAUUAACUUUCAUUAUCCUGGAAAUCUGCAUCAUGGUGGUUUUUAAAUCUGGUAACGUUCCAUUAACCUGGGGUAGCUUAGGAGAGUAUCCUCGUGUUUUGUCCCAAACAGCUUUGCUUGAAACCCAACAAAACUGUCCAACCCAAAACUCUCUGGAUUGGAGUCUCCCAAAACCAGCACACAUGAAAAACCUACUUUACAGUGCCUACCACUUCCUGUGGUAUAAACACUGUCACAAGGACAAACAGGAAGUCCUUGGAGAACCUGGAUGUGUAGCCAGAGAGAGAUGCCCACUCUGGGCUCCUGAGACCGGCUGAGAGCUAUGUCUGCACUCAGGUCCCCACGGACAGAGGCUCCUGCCUCCUGCAGCUGCUGUGGUUUGAAUACAGCUUGUUUCCAAAGGUGUGUGCCGAAGCUUGGUCCCUAGGGUGUGGGUAUCAACUGUAAGAUGUGGAACCUAGCAAGGAGUGAUUGGUGAGGGGAUGAGCACUGAUAAGGAGGAAUAGACUAGUUCCCACAGAACUGGCCCCUCCUCUUCUCUUGCUGUCCACCUGUCUAUAUGAGCCCUUGCACUUCUGCUCUAUGAUGCCAUCCACUACGACAGAGAGGAGGUCCUCACCAGAUGAGCAGUCAUGUGAUCUAGCCUCUAAGCUAUGAACCAAAUAAAACGCUUUUCUUUAUGAA